Messenger RNA from Capsicum annuum, 1487 nucleotides. Its product is annotated as AT-hook motif nuclear-localized protein 10. Bases 253 to 1248 code for a protein of 331 amino acids. The transcript is spliced from 5 exons. NCBI's taxonomy places the organism in Eukaryota, Viridiplantae, Streptophyta, Magnoliopsida, Solanales, Solanaceae. Gene Ontology annotation, molecular function: minor groove of adenine-thymine-rich DNA binding. The record is from RefSeq and is a predicted model, not a curated record.
UUGAGUAACAAAAAUAAAAGAAAUAUUUAUUUCAUCUUUCAUAAUGUUUUUCGAAAAGAAGACACACAUGACCAAUUUUGCUUUGUCAAGCAAAUGGGCUUUACAUCACUUUUCUUGUUCUUUCCAUCUCCAUUCUAAUUAAAGACAUUUUUCUUUAUUUUCAGCUAAAGGGUUUUGUUUUUUCAAAAAUAUAUAUAAAUACAAUAGAUUAACAUUACUAUUACUGAAGUGAGUAAGAAUUAGUGAAGAAAAAUGUCAGCUGGAGAAUCCAAUGGAGUUCACGCAUCAAUGCAAAACAUGGGAUCACCUUUUCCUACCGAUGGUACCUCAACGUACAACCCUUUAAUGCAACCGAUUUCCUCUUCGACUUCUCUGUCGCCGCCGUCUUUUCUACUUCACGCCGCCGGAGUUCCCGGCGAACCUCCCGUCAACACCACAGCUCCGCUCGGUAUGAACUCUGCCUCAACUGAACCUGCUAAACGGAAACGCGGAAGGCCGAGGAAGUAUGCAUCGGAGGGUCCAACGAUUUCUCCUCCGCCGUCGGCGUCUCAGGUGGCCGGCGGUGGAUUUUCGUCGCCUACGCCGCCGCAAGCGGUGGAAGCGGUGGUGAAAAAGGGUAGAGGGAGACCACCUGGUUCUGGAAGAAAGCAGCAAGUAGCUGAUUUAGGAUCGGAAGCAGCAGGGUUUGGAUUUAGACCUCACGUUAUCUCAAUAAAAGCUGGGGAGGAUGUAUUUGCAAAACUAAUGUCAUUCUCCCAAAGUACCUCAAAAGCAAUGUGCGUUCUGUCAGCCAAUGGUUCCAUAUCUAAUGUAUCACUUUGGCAAGCAGCAACUUCAGGUGGAACUGUAACAUAUGAGGGACGGUUCGAGAUCCUAACACUCUCUGGUUCCUUUUUUAUCUCGGAAUCUGGUGGUCAACGCAGCAGAACAGGUGGUUUGACUGUGUCACUAGCUGGACCAGAUGGUCGAGUUUUGGGCGGCGGUGUAGCAGGGCUCCUUACAGCAGCAGCCGCAGUUCAGGUUAUUGUUGGUAGCUUCAGCACGAAGGGACAGAGGCAGCUGAAGCCAGGGAAUUCAGACGCAUUUGGUACACCAGCAACGUUUGUCUCUGGAGCAUCAGCGGCCAGAAGUCCUCCAUCACUUGGAACCGUAAGCGAGUCUAGCGGUGGACCUAUCAGCCCUCAUAAUCAGUUUGUUGAAACUUCAAACGGUAGCCCUUCUGGAGUUGGUAACUUGCCCUGGAGAUGAGAGAACCUCAUAAUAGGAAUGCUGCUUUUCUUAUUUCCAGACUUCAUGUUGAUAAUAGCCCCCCUCAACUAUUGGAAAGCUGUGUAGUUUGUUUACUUAGUAGUAAAUGUUUCAUUAUUCCAGUAUGAUCAUGGUUAAAUGUUUAUACCUUACCGGCCUACAAUGUGAAAACAUGCAAAAGAGUUAUGUGGUUUGUUGCUCUAAAGAGGUUACAUGAUGCUAUCAUUUUCCAUAGAAAA